UGGAAUCGAACACCACCCAUCCCGCUUGAUAUACAAACACGAAUAAGGGGAGCUGAGGUUGUCCGCGGGGUUAGACGUUUCAGUGCGAGAAAAAAAGCAGAAGGCGUCACUGCAGUGAAGAGCAAGUGCACCCCGCCGAACCGAGCGGAGCGGCGCACAAAAUGGACAGAAGAGGAGCGGCGAUCCCCGCUUAAGAUGCGCUCAAUAAAUGCUCAGAGGCGAACAUCUGAAUAGAAACUAGAGAUACCCCCCCACACCCACCCACCUACCCCCCCUCACCGCUCACAGCGGAGCAAAGGACAGAAAAUCGAGAGAGAGAGAGAGAGAGAGAGAGAAGGCGCAGCAGCUCUGACUCCCCUGAUCGCACCGAACCGGCGGCUUUUAAAUGCGAACGCAUAUGAAGGCAAACAGUCGCACACCCUCAGCCCGAUCGCAGCAAUGCGGCGACUGAACGCGGUGCCGUUCCGCAGGGGAAGGUGGUCGCAAUCAUCGGAGACUACAAGGCGCAGCAUCCAGCCGGGGAGAGGGAGGCUACGGCGGGGCGACCCAUUCUUCAACGGACCCCCGCUUUCCAGCUCGAGCAUCUGAGGCCUCCAGUCGGGAAAUGGGAUGAAAAUGCGACGUCACAGAGUGUUCCUGUUGUGCACGGUUGGGCUCUGCGUCAUUUCGUUCCUGCACUACUACAAGACCCUGCAUUACAUGUCUUUUGUCCAGGGUAUCUCUGCUUCCUACCCAAACAUCAAAUCCUUCAUCAUGGGCUCCAGUCUCUUCUGGAAAGAGGGAGCCACCCCGCUUUCUAGUGUCGACCCAGACGAAGCUCCAGAGGUUCUGCGCACCCCAUCCUAUGCUAGAAUGAACAUGUUUGCCUUCAGCGCUCGACCUCAGCAGCAGCCACGGGCAGAUUUCUUACUGAAUAACAAGGCAAUGAAGGAGGACAACUGGAUACCAGAUGUGAAUGCUCCGCAAGCUGAUCUUAAUCAGGAAAGCAGAGGACAGCAGGCCCACCUCUUUGUGCACAACCAGAACCAGCCACAUGUGAACAUCCCAGAUUUUCCUGAAAACUCCAGAUAUGCAGACCGGAAUCUCAACAACCACCUCAACUCCGUUUGGAGUUUGGAAACCAUUCAUAAACAAAUGUUCAUCCUACAGGAUAAGCCCAAUCAUGACUUUAUCCGGACCAAGGCUGGAGCACUUUGCUUUCGCCAGGGAACCGAGAUUGCAGACAGAGAUGGAAAAGUACCGCCAUCCCAGCGCUCCAGAGAGGACAAUAUGGCAAUGAAGGAUCCCCGGUUGAGAAGGGCUAUUCUAGCUGAAGGCCAGGAGCCCCCAACAAGGAAGCUACUCUUUGUUGAAGAGGAGGCAGGCCAUGCAGUAGCUGUGCCAAGACUGACAACCAAACUCAAGAGGGGAAAGCGCCUUGUCAAGUGUGUGUGCAGGCAAGGAUGGCACGGCCCCUACUGUGGCGUCCCCACCAUGGUACAGCACUCGACUCUGCCUACCAAAGAGAGGCUGACGCCUCGGGAGAUACCAAGGAGGGUCAUCAACGCUAUCAACGUCAACCACGAGUUUGACCUUUUGCAUGUGCGUUUCCACGAGCUAGGUGACAUCGUCGAUGUGUUCAUGAUUUGUGAAUCCAACUUCACAGCCUAUGGGGACCACCGGCCCCUCCACUUCUUUGAACGCCUGAAAAAUGGCACUUAUGACUACAUUCGGCACAAGAUCUUGUAUGUCUUCCUUAACCAUUUCCCAGAAGGAGGCCGACAGGAUGGCUGGAUCGCAGAUGAUUAUCUUCGCACCUACCUGACCCGGAAUGGGAUCCAGAGGAUAAAAGGGUUGCGGCGGGAUGACGUCUUUGUGAUCAACGAUGCUGAUGAAAUCCCGGCCCGAGAGGGCAUUCAGUUUCUGAAGCUGUUCGAUGGUUGGACGGAACCAUUCGCCAUUCACAUGCGAAAAUCGCUUUACGGUUUCUUCUGGAAGCAGCCCGGCUCUCUGGAGGUUGUAUCCGGUUGCACAACUGGCAUGCUGAAUGACGUCUAUGAAAACGAUGGCAUCAAACUCCGCAGGCGAGAGUAUUACACUAUGCCUGGCUUUCGCAGCUACGAGAACAACACAGGCCAUAUUUUAGUGCAGUGGUCCAUCGGUAGCCCGUUCCACUUUGCUGGCUGGCACUGCUCGUGGUGUUUUUCACCAGAAGGGAUCCUUUUCAAACUCACCUCGGCACAGAAUGGGGAUUUUCCCCGCUGGGGAGAUUAUGAAGACAAGAAGGAUCUAAAUUACAUCAGGGACCUGAUUCGCACAGGGGGAUGGUUUGACGGAACGGUACAGGAGUAUCCACUGGCGGACCCCAAGGAGCACAUGUAUGCUCCUAAAUAUCUGCUCAACAAUUUCAAGAAAUACCAAUAUAUGCUUUUGAACCCUUACAGAAAAGACCGAGGUGGGUGAAAGAUGAUCAAGGCAAAGAAAAGGGAGACCCCUUUGAAGAUAAAAUCAAAUAAAACAAAAAGAAAGAAACACACAACACACACUAAAACUGAACAUUCCCACCUGAAGUAAAAUAGCGGAAGGAAGACACGGGGACUCGAAAAAAGGGGGGAAAGAAAGAAAAAAUGGAGGAAAGGCAGGAGGAGUAAAGCACGAGGAGUAAAGCACUUCAGAGCACAGUCUGGACACUCGCCUGCGAGGACGCAAAAUGGUUGAAUGUAAGGAACGACAGACGGUCACUUUUUUUUUUUUUUUUAAAUGUCUGUUGUUUGAGUAAGGAUGCCAAUUAUUUAUUUAUUGUUUAACAUUAUUUUGCUUCUCUUUACCCGCACCCCGGUAAUGAACCAACACCCUCCCCGAGUAUUAAUUUUUUUUUUUUAUUAUUUCACGUAAGGCCAUCCGUGCAGGACUCCAGAUGGUGGUGUCACCACAAUUAGCUUGCAGCUGAGUUUCCAGGGCAGUAGGGAAUUUGAAUAUGUCCCCUUAGAAAACAUCUGGCGUGCUGCUCUGUGCAGAGUGCCAGCGCCUAGAAACGCUGUGCCCACAACACAAAAACCACAUUAUCAAAACAUGCGCAAGGACUUGGCUUUCACUAAGCCCGUUUCAAUAGCACUGUAGGCUGACAGACGUCUCUUGUUUUUUAUACGGGGGGGGGGGGGGCCCUCUACAAAACAAAAAAAUAUGCACUGGAGUCGCAUGGAGUGCAGUGCCAACCCUAGAUAGCUCAGGUUGGCACUGGCCCUGCUUCACCUACAAGAACAUGUGAGAGGGAAAGAGUCUGGAUGGGGGCCAAUGGCAGCUAACGAGAACGCUGAUCCCCGCCCCCCUCAAAACUAAACUCCACCCUCUACACCACUUGUGAGUCUUAUUGCUUAUCUGUUGCAGCAAGGGCAGCAAAAGGGUGGGAUUCACAGUACUGGCAGGACUAUUAAAUAAACACAUGCUAAUAUAUAAAAAGCCUUCGCAUACGCAUACUGAACCCGUACCAUCACAUUGUUGUGGACCACUCAGACGCCAUUACUGUGGUGGUACCGGCAUGGCACACAAUUCGGGGAUGGUGCUUUGGGGUCUACACAGAAAUUGGGUUUGUUUCCCAUAAAGUCAAAGUGCUUAAAGUGGAACUGCCAAAGGGUGUAAAUCACAGUCAUCUGGAUUUGGGGGACCGCUGACCUAAAUUUAUAAAGCCCUGCUAAUCUACUGUAUAAAAAGGCUCUAUAGAUGUGCUAAACCCUCUCAGUUUAAACAAACUCUUCCAGAGUUCAAACCGUUAGCUUAAGAAUAUUUUGGAAACAGCCACUGGUUUAAUGUAUAUUGUUACUUAUUUUCUUUGUUUCCCUCCCAAUAGUCUUUCUUUCUUCUUCUUUCCCCAAGAGGGCUGGUUAGGAGUUUUUGGGUGUGCUACAAUAGCUGCCGAGUACUUAAUCAGAUUUAUUUGUGGCCUUAAACGUUGAGAAGUGGGCUGAUUUAUUGUUAAAAUGUAAAGAUGUAAAUCGUGCGGAUUGACAAUGUCAUUACUUCAGCUUGAACAGAAAAAGUCAAUGAAGGAGGUAACACUAUUUAAGAUGGGUGGGAGGCCAAACGUGAGAUUCCUGUCACCAUGGAUCAAUGGGGGGGUGGGGGGGGGAAUCAUUUGAAAGGGUUCCUUCUUGAACUGGAAUGACGCAAACGGUGAACAGGCACAGCUUUAAAAUGCAAAAAGGAAGCGGGCCGGUCUGGCUCAAAUCGAUGUUGCACUUCUGCUUUGCUUGAGCGAUGAUGUUUAGUUUGUGCCACGUCUCACUUGUACAGUUAAGAUUUGGAUGUUCAGUAAAGUGGCUGGCAAACAGAAUAAGCAGUUAGGGUUUGUUUUUUAGUUUUUCACAUUGGUGAUAUCGGUGCCUUUGCAGUAAACCUGCCAGAUCAUGCAACGUUAAAUACCGAUGCAAAUUUUACGUUUGGAUUUGAAUAGGGGCUAUAUGGCUUCAGGCGAUGCGUUAUCAUUCGUCGAUUCACUCUCAAACCUGCUAAAUCCGGUUCAGA
Messenger RNA from Erpetoichthys calabaricus (reedfish), 4500 nucleotides. RefSeq names its product beta-1,4-mannosyl-glycoprotein 4-beta-N-acetylglucosaminyltransferase b (gene mgat3b). Gene Ontology annotation, biological process: N-acetylglucosamine metabolic process; protein N-linked glycosylation. The transcript has 3 exons. Lineage: Eukaryota; Metazoa; Chordata; Cladistia; Polypteriformes; Polypteridae. Gene Ontology annotation, molecular function: beta-1,4-mannosylglycoprotein 4-beta-N-acetylglucosaminyltransferase activity. The coding region runs from base 610 to 2442 and encodes 610 amino acids. Gene Ontology annotation, cellular component: membrane. The record is from RefSeq and is a predicted model, not a curated record.